Sinocyclocheilus rhinocerous is the source of this 3010-nucleotide messenger RNA. Its product is annotated as far upstream element-binding protein 3-like. The transcript is spliced from 16 exons. NCBI's taxonomy places the organism in Eukaryota, Metazoa, Chordata, Actinopteri, Cypriniformes, Cyprinidae. Gene Ontology annotation, molecular function: RNA binding. The coding region runs from base 78 to 1553 and encodes 491 amino acids. Gene Ontology annotation, biological process: regulation of DNA-templated transcription. The record is from RefSeq and is a predicted model, not a curated record.
GCGCGUUUCCUGUUCCGGGGUCGGUCGUGUACGCUGAGUGUGUGUUUAUGUGCUCGUGUGUGUGAGUGUGUGUGACGAUGAUGAUGGCGGAGCUGGUGCAGGGACAGGCCUCGGUGGCUCAGCCCGGGAUGAAGGACGGAUUCGCGGACCCCUUCCACCGCGCGAGACAGAUUGCUAAGAUGGGAGGAGAGCAGAUGCAGCAUCUGAAUAACUCGUCUCCGGUCGUCGAUGCCUCGCUGUAUGGCUUCGGAGGACAGAAACGCUCGCUGGACGAAGGAGUGGCAAACCAGCUCGGUGCAAUGGUGCAUGGUACAAGGGCUAUAAUGACAGAAGAGUUCAAAGUGCCUGAUAAGAUGGUUGGAUUCAUCAUUGGACGCGGCGGCGAGCAGAUCACGAGAAUUCAGCUGGAAUCCAACUGUAAGAUCCAGAUCGCCUCUGACAGUGGAGGCAUGAUGGACAGGCCUUGCACCCUGACUGGGACCCCAGAAAGCAUUGAGCAGGCCAAGCGGUUUUUGGGGCAGAUCGUGGACCGGUGUCGGAACGGACCGGGCUUCCACACUCAGAUGGACGGGAACAGCGCUAUCCAAGAGAUCCUGAUCCCGGCCAGUAAAGUCGGCCUGGUCAUCGGGAAGGGAGGCGACACCAUCAAACAGCUGCAGGUGCGUUCAUUUGUUGGUGUCAGCUGCUGUUCUUGUAAUCUCUGGAUCUGCGUGUCUGUUUCAGAUGACGGGAUCAGUCCGGACCGGAUCGCUCAGGUCAUGGGUCAGCCGGACCGGUGUCAGCACGCGGUUCACCUCAUCAAUGAUCUGGUCCAAACGGCACAGGAGCGCGAUGGGUUCGGAGGCCCGGUUGGACCCAGAGGUCGCGGCAGAGGUCGCGGGGAUUGGAGCAUGGGAUCUCCUGGAGGCCUGCAGGAAGUGACCUACACAAUACCAGCUGAUAAGUGCGGCCUCGUGAUCGGGAAAGGUGGAGAGACCAUAAAGAGCAUCAACCAGCAGUCUGGCGCUCAUGUGGAGCUGCAGAGAAAUCCUCCUCCGAACACCGACCCAAACGUCCGGAUCUUCUCCAUCCGUGGAUCUCCUCAGCAGAUGGAGAUGGCCAGACAGCUGAUCGACGAGAAGAUCGGGGCGUCUGGAAUGGGAGGAAGCAGCAGUUUUGGACUCGGUCCUUUCACCCAAGGACCUGCGACUCCUCAUCAGAAUGGUCCGCAGACGUUCAUGACUGGAGGUUGGGGAACCACGUACCAGACAUGGCAGCCUCAGAGCCAGCAGGACCCCAGUCACAAUGGAUCCCAGACCGGCCAGAUGGACUAUUCCAAAGCGUGGGAGCAGUAUUAUAAAAAGCUAGGUCAACAGAACCAAGGCCAGAGCAGCGGCUCCGAAUACAGCAAAGCAUGGGAGGAGUAUUACAAGAAACAGACUCAGGCCGCCGGUCCUGGAUCUCAGCAGAGCUCUCCUCCAGACUAUAGCGCCGCCUGGGUGGAGUAUUACAGACAGCAGGGGGCGUAUUAUGGCCAGGGACAGACGCAGGCUCCCAGCCUCCCGGAUCAUUAAAGCGGGCGACUGCAGACCCUUUAGUUGAAGAUUUUUGAAUCACCGCGAGGAGGAAACAGACCUUUUGUAACAGAGGUUUCUAGAUUUGCAACGCCUUGAAGACUUUUACUUUUUUUUUCUUAGUGAGAAACACUAGCUGUAGAAUGACUUAUAUGAUUUAAAAAGAGAACUAUUUCUAAAUCAGGACAUCAAAUUGUUACUAAAUACUUGUGUGCACCAUUAUUCGAAUGGGCGAUUUCCGGGAUCCCUUUUGGACCAUUUCAGAGUUGGGUUUGUUUUCUAUUCUUCCUUUUUAAUUCUACGAUAUAUAUAUAUAGAUGUGUAUCGCCAAAACGAACCCCGGAGUCGCGGCGUUUCAUCGAUCGCGCGAUAUAAUCUCUUAUUUUUCUAGUUCUGUUGCAAUAAAAUUGAUCGCGGGCUUAGCAGUCUUGAAUUCGUUAUCGUUUCGUUUUGUCGUGAAAUGUUUUAAGAAUGUGUACAAAAUGUUUUCUUUUUUUUUCUUCUACAUAAAGCAUUUUAAUUCAGUGCGAUGAAAAACUGUGAUGUUUUUGUUACAGAAAUAUAUGCUUUUGUUACACGAGAAACGCAACGAUGAUGUAAUUCCUCAUGUACUUGUAUUCUGUUUUCAUUGUCAUUUUAUUGUACUCUGGUUUAAAAAGGUGCAAUAUCUAAUUUCUUUUUUUUUUUUUUUUUUGAAACAGAUGGAUUUCUCUAAUAUUUUGACAGACGUUUAACUUGUAGUUCGUAGAGGUUUUUUGUAGUAGUAUUCAAAUGUAACGGAUAAUUUUUUUAUUACGGUGAUUUGGCGGGAAAAGGUGGUCUUGCGUAUCGUGAGGUGGUUUUUUUUGCCUUUGCUCUCUUGUAAAACUAUGUAUGUAUGCUCAGAUACUUGACUAAAUACUUUAUUUAAAUAUAUAUAUAUAUAAUUAAAUCAAAGACUUUUUUGUCCUGCGUUUUUACAGGAAAACUGUCCGUUUUUCUGUUGUUUUCAUACUGAAAUUUGUCAAAGAUUGUGAAUGUGUGAUUUGAAAUUUGAUGUUGCAUCUUGCUGAUGGAUGAGACGUUUUAUGUGUGUGUAGUUCUGUAAACUUCGACUUUAAAGCGUUCAAGACUGCUAAGCCUCGUAGAGCCUACCUGUGUAUUAAUUACUUGUAGUUUUUUAUAUUCCGAGUAUUGGAAGAUCAAAGUUCUUGUCUUAUUUGUUCUCGCCGGUCCCUCGACUUCACCACAACACGCUGUGCGCUCCUGUACAGUCCCGAUCCCGUCACUUUUUAAUUCAGAUUUUGCUUUCUACUCUGUGUGAUCUAAUAUAUGUAUGAUUGAUUAGUUACAAAUUGAUCUAGUAUUAACUUCAUUGCUUAAUGAAAAGGGAUAUUAUAAUUUCGAAAUGUUUAAUUUUAGUGUUUCUUUUCUUCCUCAUGUGUACAGGUAACCAUGUAUUAAAAUGAUUGAAAGAC